ACAUUGCCUGCUUCCUGGUAUACCAGCGAUAAAAUCGUCGAAAUCAUCAAUAAAGAGGUAUUGCACAAAGAAUGGUUAUAUUUAGCGCCAAUCACAAGAUUUUUUAAAGAAAACGAUGAAACUUAUGUCCAGUAUUGCUAUGGUAAUAAACCCUUCUUUAUUUUAUCAAAAUAUACUGCUCAAGACACUUUUAUUGAUGGAUACCUAGGUGAUUAUCAGCAACAAGUUAUGCCAUAUUCUCAUAAUAAAGACUUAUUAAAUGAAAAGCUUCAAGCGCUUUCCAAAAUCUCGACCCAUGUCACUAAAACGGGAUUAGUCUUUAUAAAUUACCAACAAAGCCCUAAAAGUACGUUUUCUGAUCAUUUUGGAAAAGAAUUGGAUCCUCUUAUUAAUUCAGUUGAUUUUACAAAGUUAAAACAUAAGAGAACGCUAACUUAUAAAGCUAAUUAUAAUGUUUUAACCUUUUUAGACGGUUAUCAAGAAUGUCUCCACUGUGAUUACACACAUCCUGGGUUAUCUAGGAAUUAUAACAUGAAUAGCUAUAAAGUUGAUAACUAUAAAAAUUUUUCUCAUCAUUUAACUUGCUCUAAAACCAAUAUACUGAAAACUGAAGGUGAUGGUCUAUUUUUAUACUUCUUUCCAAUUUCAACUUUAAGUAUUUAUGCAGGUGGGAUGAAUUGUUUUAGAGUUAUUCCAAUUGAUAGGAAAACAUCAAGAAUGGAAAUCGACUAUUAUUUUAAUGAUGACAAUCUUCAAAGUAAACUAUCAGAUGAUUUAAUUGAAAAAGAGUUCGAAAAUUAUUUUAAAUUUACCAGACAGGUUCAAAUUGAGGAUUUGGAUUUAUGUGAAGCAACACAAGAAAAUUUAGAACAUGGAUUUUAUAAAGGUGGCUUUUUAAAUCCAGAAAAGGAAAGUGGUGUUAUCUUUUAUCAAGACCUCAUUCGUGAUAGAGUU
Ascoidea rubescens DSM 1968 is the source of this 954-nucleotide messenger RNA. Its product is annotated as RHO alpha subunit C-terminal catalytic domain-containing protein. Lineage: Eukaryota; Fungi; Ascomycota; Saccharomycetes; Ascoideales; Ascoideaceae. Gene Ontology annotation, molecular function: 2 iron, 2 sulfur cluster binding; iron ion binding. The record is from RefSeq and is a predicted model, not a curated record. The annotation marks the transcript as partial. The transcript has a single exon.